This is a messenger RNA of Psylliodes chrysocephalus, 9005 nucleotides long. NCBI's taxonomy places the organism in Eukaryota, Metazoa, Arthropoda, Insecta, Coleoptera, Chrysomelidae. The record is from the annotation of a GenBank genome assembly.
GGUUAUUUUAUUUUGGCGGUGUUUUUCUUAACCUGUUUGUCGUUGUCAAAGAUAAAUUAAUGUCGUUGUUUGUUUUUGAAUAAUUGUUAAAUUUAUACGAAAAUAGGAAGUGUUAAAAUGUAAUUGUGUGUGGAUCCACUAUAUAAAACAGUAAAAAUGAGUGCAAGCGACCUUGAUAACUGUGCUAGUUUCCUAGAAAGUGACAAAGUUAAAGAACGUGGAAAUAGUUGCAUAAAGUUAAGCACACAUUUGGAAAACAAGAGUAUCGUUAAAAUACUCAGCAACAAUGGAGUAUGCAAGAUACUUAUCCGUUCCUUACAAACCUGCAUGAAAAAAGAUGCAGAUAAAAUUAUAGAAGACGAGAAGAAAAAGUCCGGACCUCCUGCUAAGUCUAUGGCACCUGAACUUUUGAAUCAACUUCUUAAUAUUGCUAUAAAGGAAGAUAUUGACAUAAAGAUUCGAGAAAUCCUUGGAUAUACACUUGGUUGCUUGAACGAUUUUAAAAUGAAAAAAUGUUAUGAAGUAGAGCUUUUGGAAAUUUUACGAAAAGUUAUACUUUCUCACCCAAAAUCUAGGGGAAAAUUAAAGCAAGAAGAAUGGAUAGAUAUAUUUAAUUUAAUAAAAAACUUAAUUGAAGAAAACAAUUACCAAUUGGUAAAUUCUAACACAAAUCAGUCUGUGAAAAAAUGGGGGCCUAUUUCUAACUGUUUCAUGCUUUUAAUUAAAUGGGGCCCUGUAUGUGGAUUAUCUCCUAAAAUUUUAAGAGAAAACUUUGAUUUUAUGACAAAAUUUUGUCAAAAAGUUACUCAAAAUUCGCCUCGAUUUAUGCAAGAAGACACUUUGGAAGUUGCUAUUAAUUUUUGUGAACACACAGCCAAAGAUAAUCGCGUUUCGUGUUGUAAAUUUGGUGAAGAUAUCAUUGUAAGUUUGACUGGUUUAUAUGAACCAAAUGAAACGCCCGUUAGAGUCAUGGAACUUUUAAUUGAGUUUUUCCUGUUGCAAACCGUAAUACACCAUCCCAAUGGUGUGACGGAAGGAGAAAGUGCUGCAUAUGCCAACAAUUGGGGUACUUGGAAAAAGGUAUUAAAAACUAUGGAUGGGCUGUUGAAAAGAGAAAUAAAUUUAUAUUUUAAACGAACACGGAAGAAUUGUUCCUUUUUUAAAAAUACCUCAUUCACAAAAUUGUUCAUUGAAGUCAGUCGACAGUUAUUUUGUUUAAAUUUGGAUGUCGUCUCCGAGGUAGAGGAGUAUAGUCAACCUUCACAAAAAAGGACGAAGCGCGAAUUAGUCACAAUUAAAAAUUAUAUAGAGUAUGUAAAGACAACUAAAAAUUGGUUAUGGGUACAUCUUGUGAAUUCAAUUAUAAAAACUUAUCCUAAUUUAAUUGAUAUUGAUGAUUACAUUUAUCUGUUACAAAUUUUAUCAUCCAUUCAAAUAGAAAGUAACGAACACGAUGUUAUUGAAUACCUUUAUAUUUGUUUAUCAACAAUGUUAAAUCUGGAAAAAACUUUGGAUAUGAGUCAGAAUCAAAACAAAAUUAAAGAAUUGUGGAAACUGAUAGGCGAUAACACUACCAAAGCUUUUGGACUGAAUCAACACAAACAUGUGACAGAAAGACUAUUAGAACAACUUAUUUCGAGAGGCAUAGUCAAUUUUGAAGAUGUUCUUCAAACAUACCAAUCCGGCUUAAUAUCAUUAUCCUUACAAACGAUAAGAACGUUUAAUUCAGGUUUAAGGUUUAUGAUUUUGAACGAUUUACAAAAAAAGGAAUGUGUCAUGAAAUGCAUUUUACCACAAAAUUGUAUAGAAUAUAAAUAUUUGUGCAGCAAAGAAACGGCGAAAUUUUUGGUUAAACUCACUUUCAAACUGUACAAAUCUGAAGAAAUCAGGGACGAUAUUGUAAAACAAAGUGAUAAAUAUGAUAAGUUAAACCGUAUAUAUUUAAAAACUCUUUUGGCUGAAGAAGCGCUGACAAUCAAGAAAACCGAAACAACAGAGGAGAUAUUUUUUAAACCUGAUACAGACGUCGAUUCUUGCGGUUUGCUUCUGAAUGUUGUUGAAGAUUUUGUAAACAGUGGUGAAGAAACUGAAGAACUACUGCUCUCCAAAGUAACUCUUUUGGCAAAUAUUUGCAGCUGGUUAAGCGAAUACAAUGUACAGCGCGAAGCAGAUCUCAAACAAUCACAGUUUAUCAUACUAUUAGAAAGUAUUAUCAACAAGGAUAUUAUCAAAAAUUUUCCAUUGGCUAAGUCAGAAAAUGAGAGGGACCUUAGACGAUUGGCUGAAUGUCUUGAUAUCAUAAACGUUCUAUUUUCUUUGAACGUCUCAAAAUGGGUAAUGGAUAAGCUUAAAGAAAGUAUUCCUCUUGAUUUUUUGCGUAAACUUUCUACAUUUCUAAAUGCACUUCAAGAAAAAGGUAAAAAAUACCUCUCAUUUUACAAUCUAAAAGUGCCUGUUACCCAAGCUUUAUCGAAUUUUGCUUGCAUUUGUGGGCGUGCAUUAAACAAAAACCAAGGAUAUUUGUUAGAAAUUUUAUCAAAACCAAGUUACAAUUAUAAUAUGGACGAUGAUUAUAUUUUGUGCACAGUUUUCCUAAAAACUCUCAAACUCUCAGAACCAUCUGUUUUACCUGAUCCAAUUCUAUAUAACAUUUUAUCCUGUAUCAAAAGCUUAGCAGAACAACGCUACCAGGAUAAAGCUGAAGAUAUUUUGGAUAUUUUAAGCGGAAUGUACCCUCAUAUUGCUGCAUCUAAAAAUAAUGAAAACAAAUCAUUUUCUGUAUGCCUUUUAAAACCAUUCUAUAACGGUGUUCAAGACAGUGGUCCCGAAACUUCCAUACGAUUGCUGGAAUGUUUCCAAGUUCUCUGCGAGUUGGAUCCUAAAAACUCUUUUUCUCGUUGGUCUGAUAGAGAAGUUAUUAAGUGUGUACCAGAAUUUUUGAAUAGCGACUACCAUGAAGUUAGACUUAAAGCCAUAGACGUUUUAGUUACUUAUUAUAAGGCUAACUCGAAUUGUAACAUAAUUACAGAUAUCCAUAGACAAGAAGAAAUAUUUGACAAAAUAUACAAUAUGAGUCUGGCAGUGUUCGAGGUUUCAGGAGAAAUUACUCAACAAAGAAGAACCGAUGAAGUAAUGUGUAGAGCAGCAAGUGUUUUACUUACAUUUGUUAACAUUAUUACUAGCUCUGAUAAUUGGAUAAAAGAUAGUUUAUAUAAUUUGCUUAAAAUAUCCUGUCUUAGGGGUAUUGAACAAAUCGAUAGGGCACUUAACAUUAUCAACAAACGAAAGUAUGGGGAAGAAGAUUUCAAUAUAUUGGAAAAAUACGUUCUUUAUUUAGUUAAAAAAUGGCUCGACGAGGGGCACAGUUUUAAUGAUUUUCCAUUUAAGCUCUUUAAGUGCGAAACGAAGUUCGACUUUUAUCGGACAUAUUUUGAAGACUGCGCAUAUUUUUUAAUUAUGAGAGAACAAGACGAUUUUAAAAAACUUUGCGAAAAACUUGAACUGACGGAAGAACAAGUUAUUGAGAAAACAUCAGCAAAAAUUCUUACAAGUGCCAUAUGCAGUGACAUCGAUAACUUUAAUUCGGAUAUUAUAAAUGAAAAUAAAAUUCUAUCCAAUUACUUGCAAAUAGUUGGAACGGUUCGGCUUAGAGAAAUGUUGAAAGACAAUUUGGAACAGGUCGUGAUCGGGAUAUUAGAAUUUUUGACGGACGAAAAAUACAUACAAUCCCAAUUAGGCGAAUCUGUCAUAUUUAUUAAUAAAUAUUUAGAAGCUAGCCAGGUCCGUCAGUGUUUCCAGUUCAUUGAGAACAUGCUUUACGAUGGCCAACCUCUAGAAUUGCUACUGACAGACAUCCAUUUGCCGAAAUUAGAAAAGAUUUUAUUUCAACUGAAACAAAAUUUUUACAAAAACAUUGUUGUCAAAGAUCAAUUGAAAUAUUUCCACAGAUACACGUUUUUCAUUAAUUUUAUAUCGGAAUACUUGAACUCAAAUAGAUUUUGGAGACAUUUUUUCAUUCGGGACGUUGUUCAUACUUUACUAAACGUGAUUGAAAUUAAUGAAAAUUGUACAAGCGUGAUUUCAGCUGCAUGUACAUUUUUGGCUUUAUUUUUGGAAAAAAUAUUACCGAAUUUAUCAGAAACUUUCAAACAUUUUCUACAUGAUACUGUGAAUUAUUUGAAGAAAUUCUAUUUCACAAGGAAAACUAUAUCUUCGAAAUGUAGAGACAUCUUAAAAUUUUUAAUAAUAACGAAUAAACAUACAUUCGAGGAGGAGAUUAAAAAACUAGACACCUUCCCUGACGUUGCCGAUUUCGGUGAUAUAAUAUUUGUUCAAAAAGAAGUCAGAUAUGGCAGUAAAGAACCCAAACUUGAAGACGAAAUCGUGCAGUUUUUGAAUAAUCAAGAUAUGGUUACCAAAGAGGAUAGCUUGAUUAACUUAAGGAAGCUUUUGGCUAGUCAGAAAGAUACAUUGUUAGAUAUGUAUGAUAAACUUCAAGAAAUUAGAGGAUUCUCUGAAGAUAGUGAGAAGAGUGUGUUACAUAGACUAGUUUGUGUGUUAUCUCAGUUAAGUUACUCAUCAAAUCAAAAGGUUAGUUUUGAAGCUGCCAGAUGCCUGGGAGAAUUGGGUCCGGCUAAUUUACAAACUGUUGUUUUACAACCCGAAAAAAUUCUGGUACAUCAAAAGCAUUCACCUAUUGAGAUUAUUAUAGGUAGUGUGAUAUCGAUGUUGUCCAAAUACAUAAUUGAUUGCGAUAUAAAUGUGUUAAAGAGAGCUAGGAGACUGUUUUAUGAAAUAUUACAUUUAAACGAAGGAAAGAAGAUUAUAAAUGCUGGUGGUGAUUUUGGCUUUGGUCCUAUAAAUAAAGAUUACAUUACCCCUUAUUAUUCCUCGCAACGUAAAGUAUCUACACAAAAUACCAUCUUAAACACAAAAUUAUUUGUGGAAAAAAUGAAAGAUAGCAAACUGUGGUGUCCGGACACCGAUAUCUCUCACAAUAGAUGGAUUACUACGUUGGUAUCAACUAUUUUGAAAACUUUUAAUGAUGCGAGUCCUUUAUCAAAUCUAAUUGAAGUUUGUGAAGUCAAGGUCGAAUUUUCCGAAUGUUUACUCCCGCUUAUAAUAGAUCUAAUAAUUUCUAAGGGCGUUAUUGGCGUUACUAGUUUGAUAACAAAACAAAUGGACUACUUUUUCACGCAACAUUGGAAGAUGACGAAACAAGAUUUUAGAGAAGAUUGCAUUGUUUUGAAUAAGAAAUCUGUCAAAUCUAUGUUAAAUAUCAUAAAUUACGUCAGACUGCAGAAGAAAGGCAAUCGUGUCAACUCCAGAUUAUCUGUUGAUGAAUUGACUGUGGAUUAUCUAAAAGUAGCUAAAGCUGCGGAGUUUUGCGCUAAUCAUUUCUCUGCUUUGUAUUAUUCGGAGCUCUGGUGCCAAGAGAUGAUUGAAAAAAUUCAAAGAGAAGACAGCACGUAUUGCGAAAAACGUUCGACCAUGAUAGACAAUAUUUACGAAAAAGCAGAUCAAGAAUUCGGAGAAACUUUGCAUAAUAUUUUGAGAAAUGCGUACAAAUCUAUUGGAGAGUUCGACGCGCUCCCUGGCUGUGGUACAUCCUUUCUUCUGCAACCAAAGUAUCGAGUGGAACACUACAAAGAACAGGCUAAGUUUGAUCAAGUCAUUCAAUUCUACGCUAACCAACCGUCUUCAUCUAAAGAACUAAUAGACAGUUUUAAAAACUACGGAUUAUAUCAGAUACCUGUGAUGUGUUCCCAAUUAGAGGAACCUGAAUAUGAGUGUCUUUGGAGACUUAGCCAUUGGUCAUUUGGAGAAAAGAAAGUGUCUUUAAGCGACGAUGCAAUAAAUUACGAGAAUUUUGAAAAAUUCAGAUUUUCUUCCCUCAGAGCGUUAAAAAAUAAAAAUAUUGGAUUGUUUGAAGAGUCAUCGAAUUCUCAAUUUAUUUGCAUUACGAAUCAUCUUAAAAAUAUCAGUUUGGAAAGCAGCCACAGUUUGUAUCCCGUUUUAACCAAAUUACAAUCUCUGAUAGAGAUGGAAGAUUUCUCUAACAGUACCAAUCCCGAGAAACUUGCUUCGUUGAUGGAAAAAUGGAAGUUGCAGGAUAAGUUAAUUAGGAAAAAUGAUUUUCAAUACGUUGAACCGAUUAUUGCUCAAAGAUUGGUUAUGUUAACUAAUUAUUUAAACAGCGGCCCAUGCAGCGGAGAUACUGUCCGAGAUUAUAUCGUUGAUUUGAGUUUGAGUUUUGCAGGCUGGGCAAAAGAUGAGGAUUAUUGCAAAGAUGGCUUGAUGAUUUUAGAAAAUUUGAAACGUAUUAGAUCUUUAAGUUCCGAUACAAAUCAUAAAAUCGACUUACUUGAUGCACAACUAUCGUGGUCUCUUAAUAAUACCGUAGUAGCAAGGCAGAUACUAAAGAGGCUAUGUAACAAUAAGUUAUACCUAAGUCCCAAGUUACACGCACUAGCUUUAAAGCUGACAGGCCAGUACAUGAGUGAAACGCACUCAGAAAAUAGAACCACAAUUAUUACUGAUUACUUCCUAGCUUCGGUCAAUAUUAUGGGUAACUUAGAAAGAAAUGAAGACGAUAUCAAAAGUGUUAUGGAUACUUACGAUAAGUUAGCUUUGUUUGCCGAUAAAGAAUACCAACAGAUUAAGGCGUACAUGAAAUCGGAUUUGUUCCAAAAGAAAAUCGCUAAUAUGGAACAAGCAAAGAAAGCCGCAGCCAGUAUUCAGAAGCAAAGAAUUAGAACCACUGACGAGAAGAAAGCAGCCGCAAUACAUGACAGAAAUAGUAACAUUGACAUUGCAGAAAUAAGGACUACAAAGCGAGAAAGCAAUCAGUUCUUGAAAAUAGCCCUAAAAUACUACUUGAUCUGUCUUAUCCAUAGUGACGAUAAAAACAUCCGAAUAUUCCAAGUCAUAGCUUUGUUUCUCGAAAAUCGAAAAAACGAGGAAAUCGCCGCAACAAUACAAGAGUUUUUGCCGAAAAUUCCAAGUUACAAAUUUAUUAUUACAUUGCCUCAAAUAAUACCUCAUCUUUCUGAAAUCGAUACAGAUUUGUUCAGUACUAAAGUCGGCGAAAUCAUACAAAGAUGCGCUUUGGAUCACCCGCAUCACACGUUGCCGCUUUUAUUAGCAUUAGCUAACGCUUACAAAGACAGAGAAUUCGAUGAAACCAAAACCAAAACGGCUAUGAAUGACGGCAGAGUUCAAACCGUCAACCAUCUGUUGGAAAAGAUAAAGAUACAGGGCCGUGCCAACCAUGUGAAAAGAUUAGAUCAGGUGUCGCGAGCGCUGAUCGAUUUGGCAUAUUACAAAAGCCCCGACGAAGACGACGACAAGAAAAAGAAGUUCGAUAUACCAAAGAAACAGAAAAUAAUGGCAAUACAUGAUUUUGAUGACGUUUUAGUGCCUACUUCGGAAUUGGCUGUGAGCAUGACCAAAGAUUAUUCUAAAAUUGUUGGCAUUUCUUCAUUCGUUCCGUCAUAUCAAAUAGUCGGAGGUGUGAAUAAGCCGAAGAAAAUUUUGUGCAGAGGCACAGAUGGUAAAUUACAUUCCCAACUGGUCAAAGGUCAUGACGAUUUGAGACAGGACGCCGUGAUGGAGCAAGUUUAUACUAUAAUGAAUAAUCUUUUGUCUUACAAGAAAUCAACGAAACACCUACGGAUUAGGACCUACAAAAUUGUGCCAUUGUCUAUGAGGAGUGGUAUUCUAAAAUGGAACGAUAACAGCAUGCCUAUUGGUGAAUAUUUAGUUGGGUCCAAAGAUAUAAAGGGGGCGCAUCAGAUUUACAGGCCCAGUGAUAAGAGUCACACAAGUUGUCGCGAAAUAUUUAAGAAAUGUGCUAGCAAAACGGCUGACUUGAAACUAAAGACCUAUAAGGAUAUUUGUAAAAGUUUCAAACCCGUGCUUCACCACUUCUUUGAAGAAUAUUUCCUUCAACCUGCUGUGUGGUACGAAAGAAGAAGGGCAUAUAUUCACAGUGUUGCCACAACUAGUAUGUGCGGUUACAUCCUUGGAAUCGGAGAUCGACAUACCAGCAACAUUUUAAUUGACAAAAUGACGGCUGAAGUUAUUCAUAUUGAUUUCGGCAUUGCAUUUGAACAAGGAAGAGUUCUACCCACUCCAGAGACAGUUCCAUUCCGAUUGACCAGAGAUAUGGUAGAUGGUAUGGGUGUCAGUGGAGUAGAAGGAACUUUCAAGAGAUCUUGCGAGAAAACGAUGGAGGUUUUACGUCAAAAUGCCCAAACAAUAAUAACUAUCUUAGAAGUGCUACUUUACGAUCCUCUGUAUGCGUGGACGGUCACAGCGGCCGAAGCGAAUAAGCGUCAAACAGAAAGUGACAGUAGUCUUAGAGCCGAAAAUAGCGAUUCAUCAGAUGAACCAACUAAUGUGUCAGCUGAACGAGCUUUGCUAAGACUUCGAGAAAAAUUACAAGGUACAGAGUUAGGUUAUCCAAGAAGCAUUGAACAUCAAGUUGGGACUUUGAUACAGCAAGCUGUCGAUCCUGAGAAUUUGUGUAAACUGUUUGUGGGCUGGCAGCCUUAUGUUUAAAAAAACCCAAUGAUAUAUUUACUUUUAUUAUAUUUAUAGUUAAUUAUAUUCUCAAAUAACUAGAUUUAUGCAAAAAGAUAUACUCCUCUUUUUCUUAAAGAGAUCUUUGCAUUUGUUGAUUUGAGGAUAUGUACUGCUAGAACCCUCGAAUUUUUACUGCAAAUUAAUUUUUUUAUAUACUAAGUUACUGUGAUAUUUAGGUUUAAGUAAGUUUUCAAUGUUAGUUGUGUAUUAUAUACAUUGUAAAAACUCUCCAAAAGUUUUUAUGUAUUUAAGUCGCCAUAAUGACGUGGAUUUCAAAGUAAGAAUAUCUAUAAUUGCAUCACUAGUUAAGCAUCUAAACGAAGCAUUCACAAAAUUGUUAUGGAAAUGUUGUUUUAGUUUGUGUUUAAGUUUUAUAUUCUAAGUGUUUAAUAGAAAUAAAUAUUUUUGAUAUUUAUAAA